ACAUCGUUAUCACUUGUACCUAAUUUCUUGCAAUGUUCCAGGGCGGCCCUAGGGCGGUGCGAACGGUGGGAUCUCACCGGGCGCCGUUUUUGGGGGGGAGGGGGCCCCAAAAUCAGCCAAGACGGGACCAGCCUGACUGGCAGCCCUGGAUCAAUAGAGGAGUAAUUGGAUUAGGCAUACCUGCCCUGUGAAUUAGACCUCUUAGCAGCCCAAUAAAACCCAUACAUUUAAUGGGAUACAUACAUAAACUCACGUCUAUUUCCCACCAGGGUUGCCGAGUGGAUGUCACCGAUACAGGAUCAACUUAGGUUAAAAGCAGCAUCAGCGAGACGAGAAAUGGACGACGAAGAGGUAGGCAAGAUGGUGGAGAUAAACCGGGAGUCUACAGAACAGCAGCUGCCGGUGUUCAAAGUGAGUCAGACCAAGGUGCAGAGCACAGCUACGUUGAAGAGCAAGCUUGAAGACACGUUGUCACGAGCGGAAGACUUGAUAGAGAAGCUACAAUUGCAGAUAUCCGCUGUCGAGAAGAGGGAGAAGACGCUCAAAGAAGCUAUCGUCAAUGGCAGGGCCGGGGUGACAUCAGUGACAGUAUCAACCCUGGGCCAGCCGCAGCGCACCUAUCUAGUGCGGGACGGGGCAUGGACCAUGUGCAACGGUAUGGUGCAAUACCCGACCACUGUGCAGGCUCCCACCGCCAACCUCUUCACUGAACUGUUCGCUUCACCACGCUGCAUCGGACAGGAGAUGAUGUCAAAGCAAGAUCCGUGUGCGUUCAACUCGGUCAUAAAGUAUGAGACGAUACCUGAACGUCGGAAGUUGGACUACACGGAGGAAGACAUCUUCUGCCUACGACCUGCCUUCAAUAAGUCCUUGGAACGCUUUCUGAGCGUCCCCAAACGCAUCAUCAAGGACACUUGCAAAGAUGGCCUAGUAAGGAGUCUAGCCGAUAACACUCAGCAAUGUGGAGUGAGAAUGUUGUCAGAGUACACGUUCUACCCUCAAAGGAGCGCGGCGGCCGCGACAUUGCCCCUAGAGUACUGCACAGAGAAGGACGGCUCCUGUAAACUCAUCGUCGCCUGGCAUGUCACCAAUGUCACGGUGGAAAACUUCGAAUUCCUCAGAAACGAACUCGCUUUCAAGAAAUACUUCAUACAGUCAGGCGGACCCUACAUCGACCAAGCCCUCUAGUUUGUUGCGUCGUAGUUAAUUAAUUCAUGUUUUUAUUUUAUAAAAUAAAUUCUA
Molecule: messenger RNA, 1242 nt
Organism: Pectinophora gossypiella (pink bollworm)
Lineage: Eukaryota; Metazoa; Arthropoda; Insecta; Lepidoptera; Gelechiidae
Exons: 6
Coding region: 283-1188 (301 amino acids)
Source: RefSeq, a predicted model, not a curated record